AGAAACCUUCGCGGCAGUGAGAGACCUGAAUGCGCAUCUCCUAAGAAGAACGAAACAUUUGCUGUUUUUUCCUGCUCUACGAUACCUUCUUAUGCUGAAAUCAUAUCGAAAAGGUAAAGUGAAAACGUUUUCACAUGAAACUGUUGUUUAAGAUCGAUUAUCGACUCGCGUUUCUGUUUCUUUGCUCGAUCGACGUGUCUGCAAGCGUGCUUACAUUCAAAUUACAUUUGACAUCGUGAUGCUGUAAACAGAAUGUCAUGAGCUUAAUUAGAUCUUUUUUCUUCUUCUCACAUAAAUUGUGGUCCGAUCUUUUAAAGAACAUCUCGAAAAGCAAGCAACAUGGUAACCAUACCCGAGUGUGAGGGACUUUUUGAACCUCUUCUUCGAAUUCUAGAGGAUAAGAGGGCAGCUGGAGAAGAUAAAGUGGACGCUUACCUCCGGAUGACAGAGUAAGCUUAAGUCUUUACGUUUUACCAAGAAAAACACGAACUCAAGCCUUAAGGAACAGGAGUAAUGUUUCUUUCGUCAAUGCCAGUUGGUGAUAGAUAUUAUUUGUUCCAUCGGUUUUUGAAUAAUUGAUCAAGUUGUUUUGAUCAUGCUUGCCUCUUAUAAUGUCUCUACAUGUUUAUAACUGUGAAGAACGUCAUUAAUUCAUUGCUCCCUUUCUUUCUCGCUGUAACAACAACAAAAAUGGGUCACCAUGAGGUUAACAAAGGCUGGCUUAAAGAGGGAGGGAAGAAUAUUAGAGAACAGGUUUUGUGACAAUACAAUUAAGCUUAUUAGGUGUGAAAUUAAAUUUUUGAUGAUUGUGUUAAUGUAUUUUUUCAAAAUAUUUUCAGCCGAUUAAGAGAGGAAGAAGAAGUAUUUGUAAAUGAGCUGCUUAAUUUUAUUCAAAGAGUUAUUUUGGUAUUUAAGGUAAGUUAAAGAUAUUAAAUGCUGUUUUUUUAACAGCAACAGAGCCACAGUCAGAAUCAUGUCCACAAGCACAGGGUGUGGAGUGUUGUGUCACACUUGGUACCCAAGCACGGUACUUGAGUGCAGUACUCGGGCCAGUUUCAAACGUUGUACUACUGCCAUGCAAAGCUGGCAUGACAGUAGCUCGACUGUAACAUGACACUUGCAUGACUUGGUUUCAGACAUCGAAUUUAAUUCAGUCGAAUAGAAAAGCUGUUGCCAAAAACAAAACUCAAACAUAAAGAAACGGUUUACCAAACUUUUAAAUGUAUUCUAAUGUAUUUAUAAUGUAUGAAUUGAGUUUGGCACAGAGCACAGCGGUAGCAUGACGUUUGAAACCAAGUCUGCUACUGCCGUGCUAAAGUCAAAUUUAAUUCAGUCAAUUGAGUUUGGCAUGGCAGUAACAUGGCGUUUGAAACAGGCCUCACUUGGCACUAAUGUGAACACACCCUUUUUUUAAGUAACCACUCUAGAAUUCAGUAAUGGUGCUGGUGCCGAGACCUUGUACUUGGGCACAAAAGUGGGCACCGGGACCCUGUGUGCACAGCGUUUUUGUUAUUUCUGGAGCAGUCCAUCUCUUUGAACUCGCUGAUACUCACUGACCAUUGAUAAGAUGCUAUCUACAUGAGAUAUGAUCUGACUCAAAAAGAAACUUGACUGUGGUGGACUGUGAGAGAUGAAAGGUAGAAGGGGCCAGCACCUAAUUAACCCUUUAAGCCGCAAUAUACAUGUACAAAUUCUCCAAACUGAUCUCUAUACAUUUCCUUAAAGAAUGAGUUGAGUGAAUUUGAUAAAAGAUCAAAGCAUUUUCUCUAAGGUGAUCAGUUUAUUAAUCCUCAUAACCUAAUCUCUUGACAUUGUAUGGAUAUUGUGAGGAGAAAAUUGAUGUUGGUCACUAUUGGGACUUAAAGGGUUAAGCAUUUUGGCUAGGUCAAAAACACCAGCCUCUGGGUGUGUUUGUCUUUAUAUUGCUUGUGUGAAGCGGCCUUCAAAGGCUCAUUUUGCAUACAGGAUUUCAAAUUUGAAGCUAAGCAUUUCAUACAACAGUGAAUCCAUGUCUUUUAAGCAUCAUUCUUGGUUUAACUUUUAUGUUUGUAGCAAGAUAUCCAAUCAGACAGGUCAGACCUUUGCCAAGCAUCAUUACAGGCUCUCGGCCAUUGCCUCUACCAAGAGCAAAUUGCAAGGUACUCAACUUAUGGUGUUUACAUUUUUGCACUCAUUUCGUGUAUCUGUAAUGUCCGUAAUGUCUGUAACUAAGAAAAGCAAAAAUUCUGAAGGCCAAAUAGUUAAAUACUGUAAAAUACUUUCAGUUCGCAAACAAGGAGAGUCAGUAUUACACUCAAGUCGUUGCUUUUCGUUUUAUCAAUGUCUUUGUUUUUAGUCCGAACAAAUUUUGCAAAAAAGGGGUAAUUUUGGUCAUCAGUGUGCUACAUAACAUGAAGGUGAAGUACAAGUUAGUGUGACCUGCAUUUGAAAAAAUUAUUUUUCUUGAUGCAAGAAGUCACCUUCAUUUUCUCUUUGAUGCUAGUCAUUGGCUUGCUAUAUGACAUGAAGGUGAAGCUUUACUUAAUUAAUUGGAUAAAUAAGCAUCACCAUGUGUGUCAAAAAUAUUUUCAUCAAAAACUGGUCACAUUUCAUGCUUAUAAUUAUGACAUAGCAAUCUGGCAGAACUUUUUAGCAGUUGUCACCAUUCAACGUCCCUAAACCACCAUUUUUCUUCUUUCUGAUCUUUGUAGCUCCCUUUCUAUUUCCGAUGGUCAAGAUCUUGUUCAAGGUGAGUUGCUGUGAAGUAAGCUAUUAUAAUAAAUCAAACAGGAGAUUACAGUUAGUGUAGUUUUGUAGGUUUUUGUGUUGAACUGUGCACGUGUGGGCCAAGGAUUGUAUCCGGUUACUAGAAAUGAGAGCACUUGCUGCUUUGGUAGAAACCUGAUACAUUUGCAACACCACAAACUCCUGGGUACUUCUCUUAUUUCCCUUCCUUGUAAUAUUAACUCUUAAGAAUAGCGUGGGACUUAUUAAAUUUGGUUACUUGUCAAUGUGGCAGUUAUUUCAGGCCAGCAUUUACAGUGUAUGUGGCAGUAUAAUUUAUUGAAAACAUGUAAUUUGCAAUUAACAUGGUAGUAUGUUAAAGUCUUCUUUUUCUUUAUUUUGUCCAAAAAGGAUAAUAGUAAGCAUAGUCUGUAUGAAGAAGGUAUGCAUAAUGAUAGUGGUUAAACGUUUUUUUGUAGGUUUGCUGACAAGAAUUCAAGAGUCUGAUGAUAAAGGAGUGUGCACGCGAGCGCUAUGGUGCCUUUCUAAGCAGAAUUUGGAUGGUGUUAUUGUAAACACCAAGGUACGAGUAAUCAUAUUUUCUGUAUCCCAUGUGUGUUCCUUAACCCCUUCACUCCUAGACUUAUUUAUGGCCAUAUUUUUUGUCACUCUUAAACUUCUAAAUCUGGACAAAAUCUUUUGGUGUUACUGUUUAAAUCAAAAAUCUAUGGCAAAACUUUUGUAAGGUGCACUGAACCCCUCAAAACCUAUGUGAGUACAUUGCCUCCUUACCCAGACACUGAGCGACUCCCCCACCCCACUACUCUAGGAGUGUAACUGGUGACUUCACUCCUCCCGUGAAUUUUCUGAGGACGUCACUCUCACUACUGCAGGCUGCAGCUGUGUGUGUAUAUACAUGUGUCAGGCGUUUUUCAUCUGAACUAUACUCUUGAUUACUAUCAUUAAUGUUGUGCUGGAAAUUAGGUUUUAAGCAGGGGGUGAUUAUGAUUAUGAUUAUGGUGAUUAUGGCACUUAUGAUUUCCUGGCUAAAAACCCAGUUAUAAUUAAAUAAAUUCAACUUUUCCUUCUAGCUUGAAUCGAUUUUGUUUACCUUGGAGUCUGUUAUUGCCAAGGAUCUGAAGUCUGUAACAGUUGAUCAUGAAGCUCUCAGUGUAAUAGAAAGGUAACCUGUACAUGUACUUUAGUACCAUUGACUUUACAUGUAGCUGACAGUAAAUUUCUAUAGUGGAAUCUCAAUUUUUUAAACCUCCUGGUUAAAGGAGAUUGCAUGAGUGGUUUGACAAACUGGAGGCAAAUUAUGAUGAACAAGGUUAAAUAAACUUGUCUUUACAGGAAAUAAUUUACUAGUAUUGGAGUUACCACGUCCAACUCCCAUUACUAGAAAGAGCCCAGGUCGCUACGUAAUUAUACUAGUCAUGUUUUUCUUUUAACCCUUAGCUUGCCACAUCAGUGUGGUUUUGUAAUAAUCUGUGUCUGGUUACACUCUGUAAGAGAACAUAAAAGAUAGCUGUUAAAUCUUGGGUAAUAACCAUUGAGCAACCAAACUUGAGAGGAGAGGAUCUACAGUGGCACCUCUACUUUGGGACACCUAUAUUCAAGGGAUACAAAAUUUGGUCGUGGAAAAAUGUUCACAUAAUCUUAGGAUCUACUUAACCUCUUUUGAGGGGACACCUCUAUUCAAGGGAAGGGGACACUUUGUGGGUCCCAAAACCCAGGUUUAACCUCCAUUCAGGGGACACCUUAGCACUUAAAAAAGUUACUGGAUACAAAAAGCAUUGAUAAGUUUAAGAGCGCAUCAUUCACAAUAGGGCCAUUUAUACGACGAAAAAUUAGACGCGUCUUAAAUAAGACCCGAACUGUACCAUUUAUACGAGCAUGUCUUAUCUAAUAAGACGCGUCUUAGCUAAGCUGCGUCUUAUUUUAGACGAAAUGUGCCAUUUAUAUGGAAAGUUCGCGUAUUAUUUAAGAUGCUUUCACAACAUGAGCUAUCUCGCUUAAAUUGAUGUACUGCACUCGUGGCAAUUCGACAGUCACACAACAUUGCAGAGAUAAGUUAAUCAUGAUUUCUUGUACAUUAUCUAGCUGCUUGAAAUAAUGACUGCAGCAGAUUCCGAGGCAGGACAAAAGAAAUACUUUUUAUUUGUUGGUUAAUACAAAAUUAUUAACAAACUCAGGGGUUUCUAUAAGCACCAACGGCCGACAAAACUCAUUGGCUACUUUGCUCAUAGAGGUCAGCUUCUUUUUUACUACAAAGAAGAAGCAACUAGUUUGAAUAACAUUGUCAACAAAAAAUACAUCAAAAUUUGACUGAAAAUGUAAUUAUGAUGUGUUUUCAUAAUGGCCCACUGGUUUUACGUUAUGCAUUAGUCACUUGAACACUAUAUUUUUGUCAUUUUUUCACAAGUUUCUUUAUAUGUGUACGCAGAAUUUGUUUACGUGCAAAAAUACGUAAUUAAGUUUUCAACCAUUUUUCAUUGCUUGUUGGAAUUGAUUGUGUGACUGCUAAAUUGAAAGCUAAAUUUUCUUCAAUGAAAAACACGCUCUUUCGUCCUUAAAUUUAGUCCCUGGAACAUUGAAAAUCGCAGUUUAGGGCUUUGAAAUUUCAAAAUUUUCUGGAGCAGACCACACCCAGACCCCCACCCCUAAAAAAAGGAGACUAAUGGUCCCUUGUCGAUACAGUUGUUUACUCUAUUCAAACCAGCUAGCUACUUCAAUUUCUAUUGAAACCCCUGCAAACCCUAGCCCAACCUCUAUUCAGGGCAGGGGCGGAUCUAGGGGGAGGGUGCAGGGGGUGCGCACCCCCCCCCCCCUGAGAUAACCUGUGGUUUUUUAAUAAAACUGGUAUUCUGCAAAAAAAUUAAAAAAAACUAUGUGGUUUAUUGGUGUUGAAGUAGAGCAAGAGACGAGUGCACCCCCUCCUAAAAAAAUCCUGGAUCCACCCCUGCAGGGGACACUUGCCAUGGUCCUGAGGGUGUCCCCUGGAUAGAGGUUCCACUGUAUAACGGAAGAAUUGCUUGUUUAUGAAUUUUUUGCUGGAUAUUUAUUAAACAGACUGCUGCAACAGCUUCCAAAGCCUGAUAUGAUCAAGACUGUCAACUCUUGGGCAAAGCUAAUUUUCCCUCAGCUAGUAAGCACAGCGCCAAAGGUAAGGACUGUUACACUUGGUAUUUUAUGGGUAAGAUGUUUUUUUAUUUUACAUUUUAUGACAUAGAGAGGGACAAAUUAUGUCUCAAUUUCACUUAAGUCAGUUUCAAACAAAAUGUUAAUUUUCAAUAAUUUAACAGUUUAUUGUGCGCUGAUUUAAUGAGGGCUCAGGUCUAUGAGACAUGUGCGAGACCAAGAAACUUCACUGGAAAUGAACGUUUAACAACUGACAAUGUUAUCGUAAAAAACAAACAGUCAACAAAUUAUUAUAAGUGGUUUACACUCUUUUAGACCAUAGAAAUGAUGUCAACAUGUUUAUAACUUUACAUUGAAACCACUUGCCUGCAGGUCGCUGCAGUUUCCCUUCCAGAGUUUUUAACAUCUAGACAUCAUUUCUAUAGUCUAUAAGACAUAGACUGUGGGUAAUUGAUCUUCUAUUAAUUUUGUUGAUAUUUAGUAGUUUUUUCUCUUGAAUUUGUUAUUUCACACAGGUGCGUGAAAAAGCUUUAGUUGUUAUGUCUACUGGGUUGGAGCACAUGAUGUCGGCCCGAGAAAAAGUUGCAAGAAUUCUUGUUCCUCUGUUGAAGGGGGUAGGUAAUAACUAGCAACUGUCCAAAGAAAUAAAUUAAUAUUUUCUUUUUAUAAAUUCUAAGAAAUGAAUAAAAAAGGUAAAGGAGCACAUGAGCCAAAGGCACUGAAACGGCUGGAGCUUAUCAGGUUUCCUUAGCAUGAAGCAUGCCUAGGAGUAUUACUAUUCUCCACUGGAUGGGAUGCUUGUCCAUCCCAGGGUUAUACACCUGGCCCUGUUUGUUCAAACGUUGGAUAGCGCUAUCCAUCGGAUAAAUCACUAUCCAGCGGAAAAGUAUUAGGAAAACCGAUUGCACUGUCCACUGGAUAGAUAUUUAUCCAUUGGAUAGUGUUAUCCAAUGUUUGAACAACCGGGGCCAGGCCCUGGUUAUUCAAAUGUGGGAUAGUCCUUUUAAUGGAUAAAUCACUAUCCAGCAAAUAAGUAUUAGGGAAACCAAUUGUGUUAUCCAGUGGAUAGUGUUAUCCACCUUUUGAACAACUGGGGCCUGGCUAAAGAGAGUAAAGAAACACUGCAAUGGACAAUGCUUGAACUUUAGACCUCCAGUUCCAUAGAUGGAGGUGUUAACUGCUCAGCUACACGCCUCCACCAAGAAAUAAAUAGCAGGGCUCUCAUCAAGUGCCGGCAGCUGGCUAAAAAACUGCUACUUAGAGGUUUAAGCUACCUACUUUUUUGGGAAAAAGAAUAAAGUGAGAGUGAAAGCCUGAACUGCCUACAGUACUCAAUAUUUUACCAAGCCACCUGCAUGUGGCUGUGAUGUGAUGUGAAACAGCUCUAGCUCAUAGUUUGAGGAGGCCUAACCUCUCAUAAGCUCCUAUAGUUUCUGUUGGAUCUCCUUGCCACUUUUUUUUUUCUUCUUUUCCUAUAUUUUUUGUAAUUAUUGUGUGGCAAAUAAAAUAAAAUAAAUAAAAUAAAAUGUACUUUCACAUCCUAGCUGUCUACUUAAAACUUAAAAAGAACCCUGAAUAGUGCUAUGAAAAAGGUCUGCCAAAGAGGUUUCUCUGAAUGGUAACAUCCUACUGACAGUAUAAAUGACAAAUAAUCCUGCUGUCUGGAAAAGCCCCUCAUGGUUGGACUUUGAUAAGCAAUCACCUCAUGUAUGCAACCACUAAAAUCUUGGCAUUUUGAGUGAUUCCUUAAGGGGUGGCUCAUCCGUUAUUAUUUUAUUCCUGUGCAGUAUUUACUGAACGAGUUCCCCAAGUUGUGUGCAGAAAAAAAGGAAUUGUUUGUUCUCAAAUGUUGGUGCUGCAUUGUCCCAACUUUAGGAGAGGUAUGUGAUGAGAUAUUUUUUUGCCUUUGUGUGAAGAAUCAGAUUUCUUUUUUAAUACAUUAUAAAUAUUGUUGUUUAUUAGAUUCUUGUACCAUAAAACAAAUGCUUUAAUUUUAAUAAUAAAUGAAAACUUUAUUGAUAGCAGAGCUAACUAUCAAAUCCUAUUUACAAUUUAUUUCACUUAAAAAACUGUUCAGUCAAAACACUAUUUACAGUUCGUUUCAAUUUUCAUUGAAAAAAUUAGUGCCAUUAAAAAUGUAUAUAUUCAAAAAAAAAUUCAAUUAAAAAACGUUUCAUUCCAACUAAACCAAUUUACGAGCUCGUGCCAUUAUCACACGUGCUUGGGUAGCGUUUAAAUGGCAGUCAUCAAUGAAAUCCCCUUGUGGAAUUUUGUGGAAGGGUGUCCGAGAACCUCUUAUGGAUGUGUGUACGGACCUUAAAAUCUCAAAAGAAAGCAGUCUUCUAAUCCAAGUAAUAGUAAUGUGAUGAGGUUCCUCAUUCUUUUCUGAGAGUUUCUCGGCUAGGCGUUUGAGAAAACAGUUGCAGUCGGCUCCCAACCCAUUUCAACGUCCAGCACCCUCUGUUGGUACUUCCGCUUUUUCUCCUCCUCCUGCUCCUUAAAGAUUCUGGAUGUUGCUUUUCCCUGGUUACACGUGGAGUUAACAUGCGUUUCUUGUACUGUUGUUUAGAAAUUGUAGUUAAUAUCUACUUUUAUUAUUUCACAGCUUUUACACAGAGGAGGAAGUUUAAUAAACAACCUGUUAAAACUUGUAGAGCAGGUAUGGCUGCAUGUUAAAGUCUGCUUCACACACAAGAAAACAUCUUUUUAACAAAGUAUCUUCUGAGGCAGUUAGCCUUAGCUAUUUCACCAAAACGGUGAAAUUUUAUUGCCUUUUUUGCCUCACAUGGCCAUGAGAACACCAUGUGGUCUGAAUUGGGAACAGGGCUCGAACUUGGCGGUGGUCCACUAGCCAAAUACCAGUAGAUUUUGAUUUUUGUCUAGUGGAUUUAGCUCAUUUACUAGCCAUCUUGGCUAGUUAAUUUUCACUCCUGUAAACAACAUAAGCCUUAAAAAGUUUUCAACAUUUUCCCAGUUGAUCCGCACCUUCUACUAACCUCUUAUUUCAUUCCCCCAUUAACAACUGGCAUGAAUGAAAGAAAGAAAAGUAAUUCUACAUAAGAAUAAUAUUUGUUAAUUCGGUUUUCAGUUUCGCGUUUGAAAUUUUGUAUCACCAGGAAGAAUGGGCCAAGCCGUACCCAUGAUGCAAAUGUCCGCCAUCUUGAAAUGUUAAUCUACGACCACAGUCCACGUGUGAUUGUCAUGGAUAUGCAGUUUUUAUUAAUGUUUGAUAACAACAGGAUUUUUGACAUUUUUUUUAUUUCAUGCUGUACAGAUUAGUGCCUAGACUAGUAGAAACACGUUUAUGGCUAGUAAAGCCCGAGCAUGUACUAGCCAUUUGACUAUUAAGUUCAAAAGUUAAGUUCGAGCCCUGGGGAAAACAAAACAGACAAGCUAAAAAGGUCCUAAGCAUUGACAACAGCAAUCGGAAGUCAAUAGAAACAUGAAAAAGCAAUGGGUUUCAUAAGCAGAGUGACAACUCAACACAUUCAUCACGCCUUUUGGAAUAUUAUAUUAGCCACCAUUGCUCAUCCAUGAGGCAAGAUUCUUUGAAACGAUCAGCGUCGUACAGGUAAUGGAAAACCUGGAAAGUUAUGGAAUUUAAGAAUCUCAUUUCCCAAGCCUGGAAAUUCAUGGAAUUUAAUUAUUUGUGUUUGAAAGUCAUCGAAAAUUAAAGUUUUGUUUGGUAGAUUAGUUACUGCAGAUGACAAAGCAAGGACAAUGUAAGAUAGAGAGAAGCGCAAACACCAUGCAUUUUGGAGGACAUCAGAGUUUAAGGUCAAAAAAUACCUUAAACCUAGGAAAGUUCUGAAAAUUUUUGAAAGUGACAGCAGCUAAACCUAUGGUCAUAUAAAACUUGAUAAGGUCAAGGAAGGACAUGAAAUUUGAAAAGCUCAAAAGAGUACAAACCCUGUCAAUUUUUUACAGAGGACAUAAUCAAUUACUGCUCAAUAACAAAGUUUGUUUUAAUUAUUAAUCUCAUAAUUAUUCUUAUUUUUCCAAUGCUUCAGCAACAAUUUUUUUUUCUGAUUUCAGGGAUUUAGAGACACAUCAACUGAGGUGCAAGUGAUGUCAUUUUCUGCAUGGAAUAUCUUGAUUGACAACUUUGCCCUCUCACCAGGUAAUGUCAGUAUGUACACUAUUGUUUUAAACCUUUUUGCUGAGAUCCAAAACUGACCUUUUGACCUAAAGUUGUUGUUUAAUUUCAGAAGUACUUUGUAGCCCCAGGAGGAUCAAGCUUAUCAUGACUCCAUUUAGGGUAAGUGCAAUGAAAAAACUGAUUAGAAUCAAAACACCUGGUCCUGGUUGUUCAAACAUUGGAUGGUGCUAUCCUCUGGAUAAAUUGCUAUCCAACGGAUAAGUACCGUAUUAGGACAAACAGAUGGAGAUUUAUCUGGCCCCGGUUGUUCAAACGUUGGAUAGUGCUAUCCACCAGGCCCCAGUUGUUCAAAUGUUGGAUAGCGCUAUCCACCGGAUAAAUCACUAUCCAGCGGAUAGAGUAAUUGUGUAACCGAGCUCGAUAAUUAGCUCACAAAGCAUUUUCUUUUCGGUAUUAUUUUUGCGGUUCCGUUUAUCGUUUUCCCAUGGUACGCGUUUCUUUAGUUGUGCUUUGUGGUUAGCCGUGUUUUAUCUAGCUCUGUGAUUUCUCCGCCUUUACACCCAUAAACAGGAAAGAAAUUAAUUGAUUUUAGCUCGCUUUAAUUUGCCGCCAUUGCUGUAGUUAACCGCGAAACUCUCCAUUUGUUUCCUCCUAUUGUAUUAACAGAACACGUAUGUAUUCUGCGGUAAAGCGAUAAUAGUGUUUCGCAAACAGGCGUAUUACCAAAAGGAAGAUUUCACUGUUUUGUGGCUUACCUAGCUAUAGUUGUCCAAUUGUAUUGCUAAUAACAGGAUGCGAGCUGUUUGUGUUCAUACGAUAUAAAUACGCCUGCACGUGGCGUUUUCGCAUUACUACAGUUCCAGUUGCCGCGUUCACUAGUCAAGCCGUGGGACAUAGUUUUGUAGAGUUCUCCCUCGCUGGAGUGGGUAAGUGUUCUCCUUUUGCUGUUUUUCCUAGGAUGUUCUUCGCUCUCCUUCGAGGUCAUCGUGUUUAUGAAACGUCCAGCGACCGUAGUAUCACUUUCGUGUUGUAGAUUUCAUCGUUUCUUGGUUUUGUUGUUUUCCGCUGUUGUAUCGAGCACUUUCGCUCUGAAAUCAUUGUCCUUUAGUUUCAGAGCCGUUGUUAUUCCUCUAGCGUAGUGUUUUGCUUAGUUUUGCCACCGUUUUGUGCAAGAUCGUAGAUCACAACCUUUCAGUUUGACCUCGUUUAGCUUGUGUUUUCUUGUCUUCGUAUCAUAUGACUCUUGACACGAGUCACAUGCUAUUUGUCACGCUUGUUCUUCUUUCGUGACCUAGCAUGAUGUUUCCUAGCGUGUUUUGUUUACUUUUCACAUUUUAGUGUAGUUUUAUUCUCUUAGUUGUAUUGUUUAGCUGUCGUAGUAAUUUUUAGCGUCGUUGUUUCCUUUUAGCGCUAUUGCCCUUUUCAUCGCCCCUUUUCUUUCCUUUUUUUGUUGCUUUAUUCGUUUUCCUAGUAUUUGUUUUUAUUGUAUUUCUUUCCCACUAAUUGGCCAUUAAAUUCUUGUUUGUUUUAGACGCAUUUUGUCUUUCAUUGGUUGUCAUUCGCUACCUCCCUACUCUGGCUGCUCGGUCACAUUUUUGGUACCAGGAGUGGGGUCGCGAAUAUUAUUUGGCUUCCAAAAUCUUAGAAAUACAAUAAAGCACUAGGAGUAGAAAAGGGCAAUAGAGGUCACAUCCCAUAUGGAGGGUGAGGUGGGGCAACUCAAACAGAAGCUCCAAAAAUUGGAGGAGGAACAUAACCAGGCAUAUCAACUCCUGAAAACCCUCCAAGCUAAGGAAUUCCCAGGAGCUCCAGCCCCAUCCCAACCCCAGGAAAAGCAGUUAGUGGUGAUCCCCAAUGAACAAAAAUUGAAGAAGUUUAGUGGAAGACAUGGUGAUAAUGAACUGUCCAUAGAGGAUUUUAUUGAUAAUGCGAAAAGCGCAAUCACCUCAAGAGGACUCCCUCUCCCAGAGCAGGCGAAUUUUGUACUCUCAUACCUAGAGGGCCCUGCUAAAGAAGAAAUGAAGCUCUACCCUAAAAGUGACCUUACGAAUUCAGAUAAGAUCUUUGACCUCCUUCAAGAGUCUUUUGGUGAGAAGCGUUCUGUUCCCCAGCUCUUAAAAGCUUUUUACGACCGCCGACAGAGGGAAGGCGAAACCCUUCGCGCAUUCUCCCAUGCCCUGAGAGAACUGCAAGCCAAGAUACAAAAGAAAAGUGUGACCAAAUCAAGUGGCCAAGACGCAGCCCUUCGAGACCACUUCGCCGAAAAUGUCAGAGAUCCCCUCCUUUGAAAGGAACUCAAGAAGUUUAUUAGAACCCACCCAGAAAUUUCCUUUCUAGACACCAGAGAGGAAGCUAUUCGAUGGUCCGAAGAAGAUGAGAAGUCCUGUGGACCGCGCCCCAGGGUGGCUUCGUCGCAUGAGACCAGUACCUGCACUAAGCCCUCUUCCAUUGAAUCAGCUAUGAAUGAGAUGAUUAAAACCUUGCAAGGCCAGCAAAAGGCUAUCGAAGACCUAGCAGCCAAUCUCAAGAAGCUGAAUACAGUGCCCACCCACAGAGGACAGAAUAUACAGCCUCAGCCCCAGUUCCAGCAGCCUCAGCCUAGACCUGACGCAGGUGGCGACAGGUGUUAUCAGUGUGGAGCACCAGGACACUUUGCCCGGAAUUGCACAGCACGAAGUAGACCCCCACCCCUCCGGAACCUCACCACCAGGCCUCCACCUAACCUGUCAAACUAGCCCCCCCUGCUGCUGAGAGUCAGGCAGCAGGAGGGAACAGUCCUGGCUCACCUUGUCCCCCACAGUUACCUGGAAUUGUCUAUGAGAGAGCAGUUGGAAGUUGUCCAGUCACUACUGUGAAGCUGGGGGGAGUACAUGUACGCUGUCUUCUUGAUUCUGGAUCACAAGUCUCCACCAUCGCUGAGAGUUUCUUUAAUAAGCACUUCCGCCCUAGAAGAAGCAAACUGCUUGACACAAACCAAUGGCUUACCCUUACAGCUGCUAAUGGCCUGGAAAUACCAUACAUUGGUUACCUGGAACUAGACUUUGAAGCACAAGGUGUAACCAUCCUUCAGAGAGGUAUUCUUGUGGUACGAGACCCCCCCGGAUCCCCAGUCAAGAGCCCGUAAAGAAGCUGUGCCAGGUCUGAUUGGAAUGAACAUUAUACAAAGAAUGAAUCAAGAAAUUAAAGAACCCAAACUCCUAGAAGACUCUGCUUGGUCUAAUACACUCCAAGUUGCAGGGGAAGCUAUGACGUCAGUUAGAGGAUUUGCGAAGAUUGCAGGCAAAAGCAAUGUUAGGAUCCCAGCUGGAAUGGUCACAACUGUAGAUGCCACUGGUUAUCGAGGAUCGCAGCGUGGUGAAGAUGCAGUUGUCCUUAUCGAGCCCCUAAGAGAUUUGUCAUGUCAUGGACUGGUAAUCAUGAGCACCCUCUCAUCAGUCAGUCGUGGACGUGUCAAAGUACAAGUUGCUAACAUAGCACAAGAGGAUGUUUGGCUUCGCCCCCGUGAGAGAAUUGGUAUAAUGCAUGCAGUAGCAGGUGUCCAGGAUGACAACCAGGCAGUUACCUUCACACAAGUCUCUGCCAGUGAAGUAGUCAUACAACCCAAGCCCGAAGAAUCCCCCAAGAAAGAAGAUUCCCCGAAGUCUACACCCAUUCCCCUGAAGACAUGCAUUGCACCCCUGAUCAGCAAGCAAAACUUGAUGAGCUCCUGGCCAGGUACAAGGACAUGUUUGUUACUGAUGAUGAUGAACUAGGCUACACGAAACAGUAAAGCACAAGAUAUUCACCACAGAUGACAUCCCUGUAAAUCAGCCUUUCCAAGAAUUCCCCGGUCAGUACCAAGAAGCAAAAGAACACAUUCAGAAACUCCUAAGUCAAGGCAUCAUCCGAGAGAGCCACAGCCCCUAUUCCUCCCCAAUAGUACUUAUGCGGAAGAAGAAUGGUAGCCUCCGCAUGUGUGUGGAUUACAGAAAGUUAAACGCAAAAAACAGUUAAAGAUGCUUAUCCCUUACCUCGGAUUGAAGAAUCCUUCGAUGCACUGCAGGGAGCAAGCUGGUUUUCUACCCUGGAUUUGGCAAGUGGUUUCAACCAGAUAGGAGUAACUGAAGAAGACAAAGCGAAGACUGCAUUCAUAACCCCCUUUGGUCUGUUUGAGUACAACAGGAUGCCUUUUGGACUCUGUAAUGCACCUGCGUGUUUUGCUCGGCUUAUGCAAGCUUGCCUAAAUGAGCAGAUCUUCCAGAUUUUGCUUGUUUAUUUGGAUGACAUCCUGAUCUUCUCGAAAACCUUUGAAGAGCACCUUGAGAGACUAGACAUGGUCCUUAAACGCCUGAGAGAACACGGUUUGAAAUUGAAGUUGGAAAAGUGUACCUUCCUGCGUAGAAGAGUCACCUACCUGGGACACGAAGUAUCCGGUGCUGGUAUUGCCCCAGACCCCCAGAAGAUAGCAGUCGUACAAGAGUGGCCAGUUCCCCAAACUGUUAAGGAACUCAGAACCUUCUUAGGCUUUGCAAGUUACUAUCGAAGAUUCAUUGAAAGCUUUGCCAAGAUAGCAGGACCCCUUCACCAGCUAGUGUCAAUUCACUUCAUGAACUCAAAGUUAACAAGAGACUUUUGUGCCCCUUUAAAGAGAAAUGGAACCAAGAGUGCCAAGAAGCAUUUGACAUCCUGUGUGAGAAGCUCACAACUGCACCAGUACUUGGUUAUGCAGAUUACACCAAGCCUUUUAUUGUGGAGACAGAUGCUAGCCAUGAUGGACUAGGAGCUGUGCUAUCCCAGGAACAAGAUGGUAGACGUAGAGUUAUCGCUUAUGCAAGUCGUCGGCUCAGACCCCCAGAGAAAAACAUGCAGAAUUAUAGUUCCCGUAAACUAGAGUUACUAGCGCUGAAGUGGGCUGUCACAGAGAAGUUCAGAAGUUACCUGUUAGGAACAGAAUUCGUGGUGUACACAGACAACAAUCCCCCUAAGUCACCUUCAGUCAGCCAAGUUAGGAGCAGUGGAACAGAGAUGGGCAGCUGAAUUAGCCUUGUUUAACUUUAAGAUGAAGUACCGCCCUGGUAGAGCUAAUGGGAACGCAGAUGCCCUUUCAAGAGUAGCACGUGGAAAUCAUGAAAAGGAAAUCCCGCAUGCUGACGAUUUAGCUGAGAUUCAGUUGGAAAACAUUAGCGUCACACAAUCCACCCCAGUUCCAGUCGAGCUGAGAGAGUUGGUGACGACCUACACCUCCCAAGAACAACUGAGCACAAGUACCCCAGAGACAACAUUCACCAGCCUACCCUCUCACAGUCCAGCUGAGUUACGAGACAUGCAGAUUGCAGACCCCGUCAUCAGUCGCCUCCACUACUACAGGCAAACCAACCGCAAACCCACCCCCCAAGAAAGGAGAGGAGAAACACGAGAUGCUGUUACGUUGCUCAACCAAUGGGACAAGGUUGAAGAGGAAAAUGGCAUACUGUAUCGAGUCAUUCAAGAUCCCCAUUGCGGCCAACGAAAACAGUUGAUCCUUCCCCAGAAACUGAAAGAGAAAGUACUUACCAGCCUACAUGAUGGUAUGGGCCACCAAGGGACCGAGAGAACAUUACAUCUGAUUAGAGACCGUUGCUACUGGCCGGGAAUACAUAGCGAUGUAGAAGCAUGGAUAAAGAAAUGUGAAAGAUGUACCUUGUCGAAAGAACCAUUACCACGUGUUAGACCAGCCAUGGGACACCUCUUAGCUACUAAACCCCUAGAAGUUCUUUGCGAUCGACUCAAGAUUGUUGGAACCAGCCACAGAUGGCAGGGAGAACGUGUUAGUGAUGACAGAUGUUUUCACAAAAUUUACACAUGCAGUUCCUACCAGAGACCAGCGGGCGAGCACCACAGCUAAAGUACUCCUUAAGGAAUGGUUUUUAAGUAUGGUGUCCCUCUGAGAAUCCACUCCGAUCAAGGAAGAAGUUUUGAGAAUGCAGUGAUCACCGAACUCUGUAAGCUGUACGACAUUAAGAAGUCGCGUACCACUCCUUAUCACCCGCAAGGCAAUGCCCAAUGUGAAAGAUUUAACAGAACCGUGCACAACCUGUUGCGUUCACUACCACCAGAAAAGAAGAGAAAGUGGCCAGAGUACCUCCGAGAACUUCUUUAUGCCUAUAAUGUUGUCCCUCAUGCAUCCACCAGCUAUUCUCCGUAUUACCUGAUGUUUGGCGUAACCCCGCUUACCACUAGAUCUAAUGCUUGGAGCAGGCGAAAAGGAUCCACCUGAAACAGACUGGCUAGCCUCCCACCAAGACCGCUUUACGAGAUGCUUACCUCAAAGCAGGGGAGCACCUCAGACAGCAAGCAGAUGCACGGAAAGCCACCAGCGACAAGAGUACCAAUGACCAGCCAAUUGAAAAAAGGCCAGUUUGUCUACCUACGCAGUCAUCCCCGAGGCAGAAACAAGAUACAGGAUGCUUGGGAUCCCACCUUGUACAAAGUUCAAGAGACGCCAGGACCUACAGGAGCUGUUUAUACAGUUGCUCCAGCCCAUGGAGAUGGACCCAGCAAGAGAGUAUAUCGGACCCUGAUGAGACCAUGUCACAGGCAGGUACAGCCAUGCCUUGACACCAACCCCAUUGUACCGACAGAUUUGAUUCCCCCAAGAGCGAGACAUAAUAGAGUGCCCACUGAACCCCAAGAUGACGAGGAAGAGAUAAUCGUGAUGAGAAGAUGCCCCCAUCCUGUAUUGAACACAGCACCUCCAGAACCCUGUGAGCCUGUGAACCCCCCGGAAGAAUCAGAAACCAGUGAGCCCCCAGUUCCAGAAAUGCCCAUUGAAGUGACCCCAGGAGAUCAAGCGCCCUACGCAGAACCUGAGAUUGUUGAACCUGCCGUUCCAGUACCCCCAGUUGCAGAGACCCCCGAAGAACCAGUUCAUGUGGAACACCCAGCCCCAGAGCCCCUGAAGAGAGCGACCCUGAGACGCUCGACCCGGACGACAACAGGACAGCAUUCUAAUCCCCAUAGAGCCCCAAGAUCAGCAGUAAAUAACUCGGUGACAUUGACUGUUAAAGACUUUCCAGUAUAUUUCAUUUUGUUAUUCUGGUUCUUAGCAUAUAGCCUUUGGUAAAACGAGUUUGUUAGUUUAAAUAAGCAUUGUUGUGGUCUGUCGAGGACGACGACCUAAGCAGGGGAGAAAUGUAACCGAGCUCGAUAAUUAGCUCACAAAGCAUUUUCUUUUCGGUAUUAUUUUUUGCGGUUCUGUUUAUCGUUUUCCCACGGCACGCGUUUCUUUAGUUUUGCUUCGUGGUUAGCGGUGUUUUAUCUAGCUCUGUGGUUUCGCCGCCGUUACACCCUUAAACAGGAAAGAAAUUAAUUGACUUUAGCUCGCUUUAAUUUGCCGCCAUUGCUGUAGCUAACCGCGAAACUCUCCAUUUGUUUCCUCCUAUUAUAUUAACAGAACACGUAUGUACUCUACGGUAAAGCGAUAACAGUGUUUUACAAACAGGCGUAUUGCCAAAAGGACGACUCCACUGUUUUGUGGCUUACCUAGCUAUAGUUGUCCAAUUGUAUUGCUAAUAACAGGAUGCGAGCUGUUUGUGUUCCGCGCGAUAUAAAUAGCCUGCACGUAGCGUUUCUACGCAUUACUACAGUUCCAGUUGCCGCGUUCACUAGUCAAGCCGUAGGACAUAGUUUUGUAGAGUUCUCCCCUCGCUGGAGUGGGUAAGUGUUCUCCUUUUGCUGUUUUUCCUAGGAUGUUCUUCGCUCUCCUUCGAGGUCAUCGUGUUUAUGAAACGUCCAGCGACCGUAGUAUCACUUUCGUGUUGUAGAUUUCAUCGUUUCUUGGUUUUGUUGUUUUCCGCUGUUGUAUCGAGCACUUUCGCUCUGAAAUCAUUGUCCUUUAGUUUCGUAGCCGUUGUUAUUCCUCUAGCGUAGUGUUUUGCUUAGUUUUGCCACCGUUUUGUGCAAGAUCGUAGAUCACAACCUUUCAGUUUGACCUCGUUUAGCUUGUGUUUUCUUGUCUUCGUAUCAUAUGACUCUUGACACGAGUCACAUGCUAUUUGUCACGCUUGUUCUUCUUUCGUGACCUAGCAUGAUGUUUCCUAGCGUGUUUUGUUUACUUUUCACAUUUUAGUGUAGUUUUAUUCUCUUAGUUGUAUUGUUUAGCUGUCGUAGUAAUUUUUAGCGUCGUUGUUUCCUUUUAGCGCUAUUGCCCUUUUCAUCGCCCCUUUUCUUUCCCUUUUUGUUGCUUUAUUCGUUUUCCUAGUAUUUGUUUUUAUUGUAUUUCUUUCCCACUAAUUGGCCAUUAAAUUCUUGUUUGUUUCGUACGCAUUUUGUCUUUCAUUGGUUGUCAUUCGCUACCUCCCCUACUCGCGCGGCUCGGUCACAAUUGGUUUCCCUAAUACUUAUCCGCUGGAUAGUGAUUUAUCCGGUGGAUAGCGCUAUCCAAUGUUUGAACAACCGGGGCCUGGUGGUUAGUGCUAUCUUCAUUUUGAACAACUGGGGCUAUGAUAAUUAUUUCAAACUUUGCACCAAUUUUUUUUUGCCUGCCCUCAGAUGAAAUCUCUAAAUUUAUAAUUUGUAAUAAAUUAUUUUAUUUUAGAACCUUGCAGUUAAGGAGAGUAAUAAGGAGGUUGAAGCUGCAAGACUUUCCACCUGGUGGCACUUUGUUUGCCUGCUGGGAUCACGAGUUCAAGAACUGUUUGAUCAGGUUUAUAAUGAUCUGUUGUUAUGGUGAUUAGUUAGGAGCUUGUUUACAAACUUAGAACAAACGUCACUGAAUUGUAGUCAACAGUUAUUGGCACCGUACAAACAACUUAUCGACAGACUCAAGCAAAACUAACUGCGAGAGAAUGACUGGACAACUGACAAUUUGACUAGCCAUAAACGACUGUUAAACUCUGACUAUAGACUGAUCACGCCAAUGACAUUUUAAGUCUUGAGAGCCAAAAACAUCACAGCUGAACUGACAGAUGACCAAUAACAUUGCGACUUAAUACCAUCAACUGACAUGAUACAACUCACUUUGACUCUGAAGAUGACCACUGCGCAGGUUGUUGAAACGUCAGUCACCAUCAACAACAGUUCUAUUCAGGACUACGUUCAUGUGGAUGAUCAUUCUCAACCUACUCAUGAAGUUAGUAGUAAGAUAACCUCUAUAGGUUCUGUUAUUCUUAUCAUCAUCAUCAAUGUGACUCUCACAAAGUCAGUUAUGUUAAUUUUUCUCAUCAUCAUCAUCAUCAUUUUUACCACUGUUUUACCAUAACUUCUUUCGCUACCAUCAUCUCUAAUUAACCAGCAUCACAAUACAUCACAAUCACAAUCAUCACCACAAUUCAUCAUUUUCAUCUUUAUCGUCAACACCAAUUUUCAUCAUUGGUUUUGUCUUACCAUCUUUGUCAUCGUUAUCAUUAUCACCUUUACUAGCCUCCCUGCAGACGUCCUUUGGGGUUCGUUCAAACGAACCCCAAAGGACAUCUGUAGGGAUCAUCAUAAUCACCAUCACUACUUUCGUCAUCAGCUUCAUCAUCAUCAUCAUCAUCAUCAUCAUCAUCACUGUUUUUACCACUAUUUUUAUCUGAGCUGUCAUUACCACUACUGUCAAUCAGUGUCAUCUUUAUUCCCUCAUCAUUACCUCAUCCUGGUCUUUAUUUGGCAUUCUUAUAGUAUUAUUGCCAACCGUCACUAUCAUUUGCCCAUCCUUAUCAUUAUCAUGAACACCAUCACCUUGAUCAUCAUGGUAGUCAUCAUCAUCAUCAUCAUCAUCACUACCAUUAACAUUAUCACCAUCAUUGUCAUCAUCAUCAUCAUCACUACCAUUAACAUUAUCACCAUCAUUGUCAUCAUCAUCAUCAUCACUACAAUUAACAUUAUCACCAUCAUUGUCAUCAUCAUCAUCAUCACUACCAUUAACAUUAUCACCAUCAUUGUCAUCAUCAUCAUCAUCACUACCAUUAACAUUAUCACCAUCAUUGUCAUCAUCAUCAUCAUCACUGCCAUUAACAUUAUCACCAUCAUUGUCAUCAUCAUCAUCAUCACUACCAUUAACAUUAUCACCAUCAUUGUCAUCAUCAUCAUCAUCAUCAUCAUCAUCAUCAUCGUCAUCAUGAGUAUUACAUUAUGUAUAGAUACAAAACAGGGAUAUUUCUUUAUUAACGCUACUUUGUAUUCAUAUUUCAGGUUUGCACCCCACUUCUUCAGUUCAUAUUCGGAACUGCCAUUGAUCAAGUAAGCCUGCUGAAGACAAAGGAAGGCCUUAGCGAUCUCAAAUGUCCUCCGACUCCAACGAACAACAAACUGCUUGCAGACAUGAUGGCGGAAACACCCAAAUCAAGUAUCCGUAGAUCUCUCAAAGAUGUUGGCACCCCAAGGACACCAACUGUUUUGAAUGCAAGCUUUGCCAGAACAGCUAAGCAGAAGCUUUUGGUACAGGGGUGUGAGAUUCUUUUGGAACUUUUGAAGGUGGAUGAUGGUGAGGUUGAGAUGAGUGGCAAUUCUGGCUUGGUUGUUUCACUAGGUAAGGUUCAAGAAUUAUAAUUUCUUCUUCAUUAACUAUUUUGUUCCCAAGAAGAUCACAAUAAAUGACAAACAAAUGACAAUCCCAACACAAAUCUGUGACUGUUAAAAUUAAUGAACAUUAAUGAACAUAACGACCUUCAAGCUGUGAUGAAAGUGCCAACCUUAAACUUUUGUUUUAAAAACAUCAUCAGCCUUGGCUCUUCUAAUUAAUUAAGUGGCAUCUAGUGCAUUCCACAGCUUUGGUGCUGCGAAGUUAUUACCAUCAGGAUUUAAAACCAGGAUGACUAGGAAAAACUUUAUCUUAUGAAUUCCUAAGAUAACAUAACUACAGUGGAGACUUAGGAGAAGGAAGAGAGGAUAAGUACUGUACAUGUAAGAAAGCACCGAAAAAGGUCUUUAAAAAGAUAAGGAUUUUGAACUCUGUCUUUUCGACAAAAGGUAUUAGAACUUGCCUAAGAAGGAGAAGCAAAAAGAAAUUAUAGGCAUAAAAAAGGGCAUGUCUGCACCCUCAUUCUCGUAAUGUGUCAAGUGGGAAAUGCUGCCAAUGUUCUCUUUAACUUUGGUGUUAUGAUACUUCAAGAAUCUGACAUCACUCACUUUGUUCAAGGUGAAAGACUACAAACAGUGACAUUUAAGAGAGCAGAGGAUUUUAAGAAGCAUUCAUCUUUGCUGAUAAAUGCCGUAAGAGAAGGGUUCAAGGCUUUGGGGACAGACCUUGCAGGUGAGUUAAUGAGUAAUGUGGCGAAAUUUUGUCUUGAUGUUAUUUAAAUUUUCCUCCAUGCCUGUUUUAGUGUGGCAUACUAAUCAUGAAGUUCACUCCAGAAGAAAAGAUUUGACUGUAACCUUUUCCCAUUUUUUUUAAAUUUCAGAACCUCUGGGGAUAAAAAUAUGGAACCUACUUGUUCUAAGGAUAAGUAGACUGCUAGAAAAAGGUAUAUUAUUGUUACCCAUUACUGCAUAAUUAUAUCAACUGCGUUUACAGCCAAAUGACAAUAAAAUUAGCACAGUACCUGUGUUAAUGGGUUUAUGGACAUCUUCUGACAAGGCUGUGCUCGAUCUGGCAGAGCCCGGUGGCCUCUGGCACCUAACUUUUGCUCUUGGGCGACUAAGAAAUCUUAGUUUUUCAUACAAAUCACAAGCUGGGCACCUUAGAUUUUACAGUUCCAGAGCAGUGGGUUCAUAAGCAGGCAAAGGCAAUAAUCUAUCUUUGAGUUUAGGCUAAGUAUAGGGUUGGCUUGCCAGAGUGGAAGCUGCUGUAUACCAAAGGAUCCCAGGCACCAUCCAAUUGGCUGAAUUGCCACAUUUGGUAUUUUUGUCUUUUCUUUUUUGGCAGGUUCAUCAUCAGAUUAUGGAGAAAUUCUUCUUCCUCUGCUUGCUGUCAUGCAGGAUUUGGUUGACAGUAAUGUUUUGUCACCUUCUCUAGUUCUUGUAAGUUAUGCUGUAUUUUUGUAUUUUUACUGCAUUUGAAAUCAGCCUUGUGGGGUUUCUCACUUUCCAUUUAAAAAGUGGUCAAUUUAAUUCACCUCUAAGCAGGGCUCAAAACACUUGAAUUCUACAACUAGUUGCCAAAGUACUUGAGACACUUUACCAUAUUAAUGCCCUGUCCAUGAUCUUGUGCUUGUGAUCCCUCCUCCACCCCUUAUCAAAGUUGCUAGUAAUACAAGACCAUACUCAAAACUUGGAGGAACAACUUGAAAUGGAAGAGGGAGGGAGGAUAGUAUUAUAUCUCACAGACCUGUGACGAGCAGUGAUUUGAAGCAAGAAAGGUUAGGGUUAAGGUUUUUGUUGGAGUGUCUCAACAUUUUUGCAACUGGUUGUGGCGAUUCCCUUUGGGCUCGGAGCCCUCACAUUUUGCUUACUUAGAGCCACUUCUUGCUUGUCUUAUUUAAUGAUUUUGUUAGAGGAUGACUUGCCAGCACCUGUGUCCUUUGGGCAAGUAAGCUUUAUAAGCUACUUGCCCAGCAAGAAAAUCUAUUUGCCCCUGACUACCAGAUGGGACUUUCAGUGAGCCCUGCUGAGUGGUUCAAGAAUUGCAUAUUGUUGAGAUUGAGUGGGGUCUUAGUUUUUAAGUCCUAGAUUAUAGUUUAUUUUACUAAGAUUUUGAGUAGGUAGAUGCAAGUUACUGUAGAUGUGAAACUUCAAAAACAUAAAAAAUAAACGUUUAUAAAUUAAUGUUUUAAUUAAAUUUUGUUUUAACAGAAAAUGUUAGUAGAGUUAUCCAGUCUUUCUUCAGAAGUACUUAGUCACCACAUGGCCUCACUUCAUUCCAAAGACAAUCCACAAGGAUCACCCGCCCUUCUUCUUAUCCAACUACUGUUGACGCCACAUUUGUUGGAAAAAAUCUGGCAAAAUGAAAGGUUUGGAAAAUAAUUAUACUUGUAUGAUAUGUCUAAUUUUAAGACCACAGUUACAAAACAGUACUGGAAACAAUUGUUACCGUGAAAUCGUAGGGCCUGGUUUUCAAUUUCCUUUGGUUUUUCUACGCAAUUUCUGUUUGCUUGUUGUUUUUUUCUCAAAAUUGUUGUAUUGUUUUGCCUUUAAGAUGAACCAAUCACAAUCAUCACAAUCAAAUGAGUCAUCUGUGAUGCAUCUGAAUAUUUUGGCUGAACAAUAUACUGUAUUUGGAGUUGACUCUAAUCCUCUGUUUGGUGUUAAUAUGACAUAUGUAAAACAGUGUAUUAAUUGCUUAGUUUGAAGAAUUUUUUUGUAAUAUUAAAAGCAGACAUAAACAAAUCAGCAUUUUCCUACCGUCUUAUCAACAGGCUUCACUUGACUUUUGAGCCCCUUGUUGCUUGUGGUAUGAUGACAGCCUCUGGACAGUUGGUGUUUUUAAAAACUGUUUUUGAUCUUCUAGAAAAAGCCUCAAGGUAAAAUUCAGUUUGUUUUGCCCUGACACCCCAAAAUUUGACUGAGAAAGUGUUCACCAUUAACUGUAACCAGUAUUGAAAGUGGAAAUGAUUCUCGCAGUUGAGUAAAUGUAAGCAGUUGAAAAAGAACAAGAAAAAAAUCAGGUUUGACCAGGAGUCGAACCCUGACCUUUGUGAUAUUGGAUGCGAUACUCUAUCCAUUUUAAGCUAAUCAAGCCAACUGGAGAGCAGACCUUUGUGAGUUGGUAAUAUACUCAAUGGUGGAAAUGACAUCAUUUUUGUCUUGUCCCAGUUCGUCCCUUGCAUUCAAGCAUGGUGGUUUUGUACCAUGUGAAUGACUAGUUGCAAAGUGUUGAAGACAGCCAAAAAUGCUCAAAAACCUUACCCUUGUAGUGGCAGAUACCCAUAAACAGUUAUACAUGCACAUGAGGGAUACUAGUGUGUCACAUUUGUGAACAAUUAACAGCUGCUCACACCUAAAAAGGUCUGAUUGAUGAUUGUGUUUCUUCUUAGUUUUAUCAGCAAUAAAGAUAAUCUGUGGAGACUAUGGAGUUGUGUUGUUGCACAACUUAAGGAGCACAUUCAGAAGGUGAGAAAAUUUAAGAGUCAAUAUUUAAUGCUUAGUUUGCAAAUAAGCCAUUUUACAGUUGUGUGCUUAGUGUACUAGCCUUUGGGUGAACAUGAGGCUGACCUUGUUUUGAUGCAAACCUCCUCCCUUUUCAAAUGAAACUUUUGCUUAAAAAUACUAGUUAGCAUAAGAACAACAUGUUUUACAUAACAAAGCAGAAAGGGCCGUAUCAAAACAAAGUCAACUUCAGCCUUGUUUCCACCUGUAACUGUAACAUGAGCUAUUGCAAACUAGGCUGGCUUCAGUUAAAAGAAAUAGUACAUCUGAAGUGCCUGCAUUGUUGCAAUGGUAAAAUUAAGACAAAAAAGAAAAACUUGGGUUCAAACCACAAACAUCUACAAGCCAGCAAAGUGAGUUUUUUGGGGUUCAAUGUAAGUUAGGACUAAGACUAUUUUUUUCUUUUGCUGGGGUUGUGUCCCUCUUAUUUGGAGUUUAAAAUUCAUUGUCAUUUGUUAAUGUAGCUUAAGUGUAUCAUUCAGAUUAAUAAUAACAAUGAUUGUAGUGUAACAGCUGUGUCACUUAGCCUGUGUACAGCCACCCCCUCCAAUUCUUUACUGAGGGGAGGAGGCAGCUGUACACAGGCUUUAUGUCACUUAGUUGAGGUGAGUGUCAGGGUUGGCCAGGGGCUUCCACUUUUGGCAAAGCCAGCCCCUAGAUAGAGUUACCGCCUCCCCCCAUGGCUGGUAAAUCGGCACUUCCCAGCCAUGCGCUCCCAUGACAGCAGAAUCAGGCACCUGUCACACUGAUUUAGCAGUGGAAAAAUAAGACGGGGAGGGCCAGGGGUGAGGGUAAAUGCAUAAUUCAAAGGCUUAAGGAACGAGUGGCUGCCAGGAAACACUGCACUAAGCACAUGCUGCUGGUGUUAGCGAGGCUGACUGCAUCUGCGCCACCUGACUGUUGACACUCCUUAUUGUGUUAAAUUUCAUUUAACUGUUAAAUUUAAUGUAAAGGUUUUCAUGUGUGCUUUUUCAUUUACAGACCAACGAUGUGAAUCAAGGUGAUGCCCUAGAACAUGACUUCAGCACUCUACACUCGGCAUUAGUGUUCCCAAUCAAGCGUCUUGAUGCAAUUUUUUCACAGGUGUGACAGGGCUUUUUAUAUUAUACAGGACUCUGCCCUUCUUCCAUUUUUUAUAAACAUACUGGAUUGUUUUGUCAGAGAAGCUAUAGGAUGAGGUAAAACCACACAUCAGCUGUUCAUGUGGGGGAGAAAUUUAGGAGGGGAGAAAGACAUUCAUAGAGUUAAGGAGACCUCGUGUUGUGUGUUUUAAAAUCGCAUAUCGAAACCGAUUCAAACUGAUUAUUUUAGGUACACAUUCCAAAUUACUUUCAUCUCCUUCUACCAUAACUGCUAACAGAAAAUAAACACCAUUGAGUAAAAUUGUCAAGCAUUUGUUUCUCAGUUUUGAAUGACUCUGAAUGCAUGUUUAAGCAAGUUAAGAUCUGUGAAAUGUUCGAACUGUGUAAUGUCGUGGAACACCUGAGACAUUUCAGUGGUGUUGUUUCCAUUCUUGUGUGUAUUCUGACAAAACAACAUGGCUUCUGCAGUGGAAAAUACCUCUUGAAAACCCGUGGAAAUUCCAUUUCUGAGACUCUAAGUGUCAAAAUGUCCUUAGAUGCCUUGGCCCUCAAGAACAUGUACCUUUGGGGCAAGUUCCAAAGCCACCUACUAUUUAUUAUCAGCCUGCUACUUAAAAACUUUUUGACAGACCUGGAGACCUUGCAUUAAAAUUAUUUUGUUACAUGUAUUUCCCCAUCCAGGGUUUUGGAAAGGAAAUAAGCAAAACAAUCGCUGAGCUGUACAGAUCAUUUUCCCGCGCAGCAUCCCUUGUGCCAACAGCUGAAGCCAAUGUUUGUUGUGAGGAGCUGUGUACGAUGAUUCUCUCUGUAGAGGGCGACUGGAGCUCUAAGGUGAGAAUGUUCUUAUGGUUAGCUUGCAUGAGAGUGCACACUGUAUAUUUAAAUUCAGUGGAUACCAAAAGACUUUUCCUCAGUUUUUUUCAGCUUUUGACAUGGAUUAGGUUGUGAAAAUCCAUCGACACUGCCUAAAAGAGGGGCUAAAAUAGUAAGAUUGCCAGGUUUGAGAGUGUUUUGUAGGAAAAGAUGUUGUUAGAUGUUGCAGAUGUUUGUAUGGUAGGGUCAUCAACUUGCCGUCCACCCGCUCUAGCAUAGAAAUGUCUGUAAAAAAAUCUGUGACUUCGAGGAGCUCUAUCUUUGUUUGCCUUUUAAGGCAUUUAAAAAUGUAUCACCUUCAGACUUGGCAAGUUUACUAACGACAAGGAGCUUUUUUCAGCAGUGAUUGAUUUUCGCAAAAAAAUAUCAAUUAGAACUUGGAUCAACAGUUGAAAGUAUCCAUUUAAUGGAAUUUUUAGUUUACUCCCGAUAUUACAUUACAGCUUUCAUUCGAAUCGUAACAGCAUAGAAUUUCAUCCACGGAUUUAAAGGUUAAAGUGACAAAUAAUCCUGCCAUUACUUAGUGUAGGAGUUAAGACUGUGUCUCUGUUCAAAUGAUUGUGUCAUUUAGGCAGUGCAGUUAAAAUUUUGGCCGUGUCAUCAUCAUUUGGAUCACGGUACAUCAAAUGAAUGGAAAGAGGAUUUGUCGGUUCUUUGAUGUGCUUGAAUCUGAGUGAUCUCGGAUUACUGAUCAUUGUAUGGAACGCACCCACUGUUCAAGACACCAUGUCACUAUUCGGAAAUCAUUAUAUAGUAACUUUCUUUUUUCAGGAUGUUUCCUUUGUUGAUACCCUGGUCAACCUGGCUGGCGUCAUAAUUGAGUGCCUGGAUUUUUCAAUUCCUGGACUGUUUGCCUUAGCAACUACAGCAGCUGGAAAAUCACCCAACACCACUCCCACUAAGUGGACCAGACGGUUUCAAAAACCCAUGGGAAAUUUUACAAGUUUGGUUCACCUGAUAGCAAAGUUACUUUCUGCCUGUGAAAGAACAAGCAGUUGCAAGGUAUGUAUAGGCCCUGAGCGAAGCAGUGCAAGAUAAUAGUGACAUACAGAUCACUCAGCCAGGGUUUUUGGCAAAGGCACGAGUUUGUAGGGAGGGGGGGUCUGAAGGCAUGUCUCCUCGGAAAAAUUUUGAAAUCUGGGCCUCUUUGAAUGCAUUUCCACCAUUCUGGAGCAAAAAGUUGUGUUUUUGAACAGAACUUUGACAUCAUUAAAUUUUUUCUAUUCAGCAACCUCACAUGAAUAAUUUUUUUAUUUAUUUCUUCUUGCCAAUAGCUAUGAGCCAUUGGUUGUUUCAGUAUCUGUUUUAAAUCAUGUUAUUUGUAAAACCUGGGGUAGUUUCCAAAGAAACGGAGGCGGUGAGUUCACGUGAAAUGGCCGGCGGAUUUUGCUUGCCACCAGCUGUAGUGAAAACCCUGCUUAGCAGUCUUAUAUUUCUUUUAGGAACCUUACGAAUCUUUGUCGGCGACAGGAAUGGUAAAUAAGGAGGUUUAGGAAGCAAACCAACAACUCUGCUCAUGCCCCAUGCUUUUUUGUAAAUUUUCUUUGCUCUCCCUGCACUACUACGAUGCAAAAUGGAUGAAUUUUAAGUUCACUUGAGGAUGGGAAUCUUAAGUUGAUAAAAUUUACCUUCUCUGUUUGAACAUAGGUGCGGUCCCCUUUCCUCAUCUCGAACCAAAUUUCCCUUUUAAACAACUGGACGUAUUGGAAUAAUCUUGGAAAAGUCGGAAGAGAUGUAUGUUCCAACCUUAAGAAAAGGGCUCGCACCGGAAACAGCCGUUUUUGCAUCUUGUCAUGUGGUUAGAUUUUGUAUCAUCAGUACAGCUCCGUCUCUUUUUUUUCCACAGGACUCGUCGCAGACCCUUGGCAUCCUAACAGCUGUUGUCACUAAUUUGAUUGACAAGUUGUCAUACUUGUUUGUUCAUAUCAGUGGAGCCAUGACCAUUACUGCUGUUCUCAAGACACUUGGACCUGCUCUGGUGCACUUCAUAGAAAAUGCACAUACAAGGUUAGCCUGUUUACAGACCUUCUCCUUUCUCUUUAGAGUUAUUUGGUUGUGGGUAUAGAAGUAAAAACCAUGGGGGAUUUAUUGACAGCUAGCGCAAGGGGGUGAAAAAGAAAAAAAGUAAAAGCAUUAAGAGGAUACACUAAUACAAGGUACAGCUGAUGCCAUUACACCUUUUUUUGAGAACCAUGCUUGGUUUUCACGGUAAUAAAAACUUAUUGGAAAUGUAUUAGUAUUCCUAACUUAAGAAACGAGAAGGGAACUGGUGUUGAAAUGUGUCUUGCUAUUGUUUCUGGUAUUGUUACUGGAGACGCACGGUCAGCUAUUUUUUCCCGUGUCCAUAGUAACAAUCCCAGAAGUCUUUGCAAAAGUUAACUCGUUUUAGUUUAGAUACAAAACAGUAGCCAAACAGUCAGUCUUUGCGUCAUAAGUUUAGGUUUGCAGCAGAGGAGAUAUUUCUGGAUUCUUGAUGAAUCCAGAACAUGUUGGUGCCGGAUUUGAUUUGAUUUAAAUGCAGACAUCCCCGUUUGGUCAUUUGUCCAGAUAUUUUUAACCCGGAAUCUACUUUGUGUCCAAAUAAAUGAAUUUCUUGGAUUAACUGAUUAAUGUAUAUGUCUGCAAAUCAGAAUACGUUCAAAUGUAGUAAAUCGGGAAACAUUUAUAGAUCUCGAAAAAUCUCCUCUUGUGUAAACGUAGCCUAACAAACACAACAAUAAUUAUUGUCUUCUUAUUUUCAUGCAGCACAAAGGUUACUGAAACGACUUUGGACAAGAGGCUAUUUUCUGCAAGACUUAUUCAGAAGGUAUCAAAUUAGCUUCAUACUUCCAAGGCUAACAGGCCAUGAUAAUUGCAGCAGUUGUUCAUGUCUCUUAUGGGGACAAAAGAAUCACAUUUGAAAUGAACUUGCAAGAAAAUCAGGACCCAAGGGAACAAGAUGAUGAGACUUGUCAAUUAAGCUUUAGCAGGAACAUGGUUUUAUCUUAAAAGAGAUCAUUUACUAGUAGUUAAACAAUUUAUUCGUUGUUCCUCCUCAGAUUGAAAAGUUGUGGACUGAUCUUCUAACCUGCAUACAAAGUCGCCAUUGCGGACCAUACAACUCAGACUUCUUAGCUGUCGUGUCCCCAUUACUGGUAAAGUUCAAUUUGAAACAUCUUCCUUUGAUUCGAUUGCUUAUAGUGAAGAAUUGUGACGAAACUAUUCCAUGCCGUCACAGAAACAGACUCACCAUGAAUAUUUCCUUGCUUAUUAUAGAAAGUGACUCUUGCCCACCCAAAAAGAAGUAUAAAAAACCAUGCUAUCAUGUUCUGGAAUGCAACAUUUGCUCAUGCUGAAGUACUUAACUACCCAGAAAACCUUAGGUACAGUAAAAUUGUUAAAUCUCAUUGUGAGGAUAAACGUAAUGGUGAUGGCGAUGGUGUGUACGCUGGUGGUGAGACUCGUAGUAGUUAUGACGACGAUGAAAAUUAUGAUUUUUAUAGUAACUGAGCGCGUUCUCGUACGCUGAUUAGUCGAGAGCUAUGUUCGCUAAGAGUACAGACCAUAGAAAUGACACGAUGGUGGCGCAAUUUGCUUGUCGCGUGCGAUUUUCCAAUAACAUCAACAGAAACGGACGUCAGAAAUGGUUAGUGGUAUUGUAAAAAGCAGGAUUGAAAACAUUUUUCCACGGUCUAUGCUCUUAUCGACCAUAGAAAUGACGUCAAAAUGUUCAAAACGUUCAGUGAAACCACGAGCCGCACCUGAGUUUUGAACAAUGUGACGUCAUUUCUAUAGGAAUUUGUUGCAAAUUUGUCUAGAUGAUAAUGAUGAUGGUGUUGAUUAUGGCGAUGAUAACGAUGAUGAUGAUAAUGAUAGUAAUGGUGAUGUACCUUGUAGAAUGAUGUAAUGAUGAUGAUGAUGAUGAUGAUGAUGAUGAUGACGAUGAUGAUGACGAUAAUAAUGGUGGUGGCAGUGGUGAUAAAGUUGGUCUGGAUGUUCUUGACAUGGUUAUCAUGACUGUAGGGGCUAUUAAUUUCGGUGAUGUGAUGAUGAGAAUGACAAUAGUCUUGAUCAUUUUAAAUUCCAACGACUGGUGACAAAAUAUAGGUCACUGAGAAUGGAGACAAUACAGAUGACAUCAAUGGUAACAACAGUGAAAUGUAAUAGUUGAUACACUUACCAAGAGAUACACUGAAAACAGUUUGGAACUGAGGUUUUUAACUUUCUUGCUUUUCGCUCUAGGCCAGUACUCCAGGUGGCCAAAGAUAAAAUGGCCCUAACUCUGCCGGGCUGGGAAAACAUCCAGGUACGUUUGUGUAUCUUAAGCUUUGCUUCAGUUACACGAUUAAACAUUGGUUGUCUUUACACUAGGCUGUUAAGUAAGCCUUAAGAGCUGCUAAGUUUUACUUAACCAAAAAUGGUGUUUGAAGGCCUAAGUAAAAUCUCAAGUAACUUAACUUUGCAUCUCAUUAAAGUCGGAAAGUUGAAACGAUUCAAGAAAGUUUCAAGUGACUUGAAAACCAUCCUUAAAACCGACUUAGCGCACUUGUGGUUUCUAUGCUUUGAGAAGGGCGAAGUAUGUCAAUCAAUCUUAAUUAUGUUGCGUGGGAAAAUAGGCUUAAGUAAACCUGAAGUAAAAAAGAUAGGUUGUGUGUGAAGCUUUUUUUACUUGAAGAAUUUAAAAUUUACUUGCCUUGAAAUAUUUCUUAGCUUAUUUAGGCGCUAGUGUAAAGACUACCAUAGUUUCCAGACAAUGUUAGGAUUUAUUGUCAAAUCUGUUUUUUGUAUCAUUCGUUCAGAUUUUAGUCAAAGAAACCCAGCUGGACAUCGAGGUAAUUAAUCAUAAAUUUUCAGGAAACAUUUUAGUGAAAGUGAUAAUUUUGUGCUAGAUUAACACGAAGAUAGUAGAGGGCGUUAUAGUGAUGAUGGAUAAGUUAGGUAUGAUGAGUUAUUUUUGCCAACACUGAUGAUGGUGAUGAUGCUGGCAGUGAUGAUGAUGAUGGUGCUGGCAAUGUUGGUGUGAUGAUAGUGAUGAUGCUGGCAGUGAUGAUGGUGAUGAUGCUGACAAUGUUGGUGAUCAUGCUGACAAUGAUGAUAGUGAUGAUGCUGGCAGUGAUGAUGGUGAUGAUGUUGACAAUGUUGGUGAUAAUGCUGGCAGUGUUGUUGGUGAUGAUGCUGACAAUGAUGUUGGUGGUAAUGCUGACUGAUUUACAUUUACCGUGUACAGCCUACCCAUCACAUUUGAGGAUUAUUGGCUAGGGUGAUUAUUUCGAUGAUGAUGCUGACAGUGAUGACGGUGAUGAUGCUGAAAAUGAUGAUUGUGAUGAUGAUGAUGAUGGUUGUAAUGGCCAAUAAAUGUUAUAUCUUUUGGCCUUUCCUUUUUUUAGUCUGAGGACCUUACUCAGCAGACCGACAUCGUUAAACCCCUGUCGUUUGGUAUCCUGGCUUCCCCGCAGAGGCGUAAGCAAAUAUCGUCAGGCAGCUCUCCACAGCUGAAAGGAAGUUUUCUGCACAGGGCAGUCAGUGCUGAAAAGGCAGCGGAAAACUCUUCAUCUAAACAGGUACAAACAAACGCUUUUCAUUGGAGUUGAAUUUACCUACCGUGUGGCACGAAAUUUUUGCGGGCUCUGAUUUUUGCGAUUUUUCCAGCGAUGCGCAAAAGUAAGUUCCCGCAAAUAAAGAUUACCGUAACCUUUUUCCUGCAAAAAUAUACUCUAGAGUAAAUAUUCUCCGCGUAAAUUCGCUACACAAAAAUACAGUACCAAGAAAUCGUAUCUGUUCAAUCACAACAUGUCUCAUUUGUUCAGAAACAAAACGUUAUACAAUGAAAUACUGGUUUAUUGUUUGAAAAGAUGUAUUUCUAUCGCACCUACUCAAUAAAAACGAAAAUAUUAUCAAUCUGGUUACUGGUUACCGUCUGUACUUUCUGAAAAUUUCAAAAAUUAAUGCCCAGCAAGAAAAACCCAUCUGUCCUAAUCGCAAAAAUUGAGUCCCACAAAACACAAAGAAUCGCCAAUCCGCAAAAAUAAAUUCCCACAAAAAUUUCGUGCCACACGCUAUUUUAUUAUCUUUGUGGCUCCGACCUCUUAAACAUAUGAACGAUGGUCGGAAUAAACGAGCCCUCCUGGAACAAGACAGUAUUUUUUUUCGAAUUCACCGGUGUCAAGUGAGUGACUGCCAGGCUUUCAGUCGUGUAGCCCACGCAAUUUUUUUGGUUGUUUAUUCUUUCAGCUUCUUCGAUCACCAAAACUGGGACGUCCAAGAAAUUCACCUGCCACUACGCAUGCUAGGAGAAAAUUACCGCUGUCUAAGUAUGAUGACGAUGAUGAGCAGGUAAGUGUGAUCUGCAGUGAACCAAGUUAGCCAGGAUGGUUUGGGGAGGAGGUUUCCCAAAGGCUUGGCUCUGUUCGAUGGCGUGAAGUUAAAGUAUGGUAUACUCUAAUAUGGCCCCUAGGUUGAUAAAAUGAUGUAAAGAUGCCUUGCCUGCGUUCUUUGCGACGAUUGUCCAGCCUAAAGAGGAGUGAUUGUUACCUAAAUCCAUUUGUACCUGAACCGCCCGUAACCGCACUUGCGCAUUCACAUCUCUUGUACCACUUGUGACGUAAUCGGUUUUUCAAUCCAGCACUAUUUGGUCGAGCGGGCCAGAUUAUUACCUCAGUACUCUUAAACGUAAUGGGGAGAGAGCUGGGUUGAUAUUAUUUAGUUAACUUUUUGAAGGGCUGGAGUCGUGAAUAAUAAAUAUUUCGAGGGAUCCAUUGUUGUAGGUCUGUGUCGAACACUUUAAGUCCACCAUGGUACUUGACUUGUGUAGCCAGGAUGCUGUUUAAUCUGAGACCCUUGUGUUAUUUUGAAUUGUGAGCGAGUGCUGAUAAAUUUUGCGUUUUUGUCUGUAGGAUUACGUCAUGAUCGCACCUUCGCCGAAAAAGAAACGACUUCUCACUGAACAUCAAAAGGAAAUCAUGCGCAGUAGAAGGUGAAGAAUUUACUUUCCUGAAUAGGCGACUUAGGAAAUACCAUAAUAUUCUCUUUCAGUGCAGGUUUUGUUAGUGCCAUGAUAGAAUCAAGUCAAGUCAAGUCUAGUAACUUUAUGUAAACUCGGUAAAAACAUCAGGCAUAUAACUAAUAUAAAAUUCUAAGCUAUUCUUAUAAUAUGUAUACCUUAUUAUAGGAAAUUAACGCUCCAUGAAAUUAAGGUAUUGGAAAUUAACGCGAAUUUAAUGGAAAACGACUUUUGAAUAAAGAAAAUUAACGCGAAAGAGGAGGUAGAAUUUCAAAAUAAAGGAAAUUAACGCGAUUAAGACACAGUUGGUGGUUACAACUGGAACAAAUUUAUUUCAACACUGGAUGCAAAAAAAUUCAAAACGGAACAAAACUGAGCUGACAUCAUUUCUGACAGCGACAACGAUGAAGAUGAACGCUAAAUAUUGUAAACCUUCGCCUUAGCUUUCGCCAAAGAUGAAAAACAAAGGGUAAAUGGAAAGAAAGAAAGCUUGUAGGUAAUGUUUUUAGGUGUCAAGAAUGUCUAGACCGGUUCCAAAAUUGGGGUUAAAAUACUGGAAAUUAAGAGCGCGGAAAUUAACGCAGCACUUAAUUAACGUCGCGGAAAUUAACGCUCAACAAAAUUAACGCGACUUAAAUUAACGCGAAUUUUAACGAUUCGCGUUAAUUUCAUGGAGCGUUAAUUUCCUAUAAUAAGGUAUAUAUAUAACCUAUGAUCUAACCUGUAUAAUAAUAUGAUAAUAAAUGUAAUAUAAAACAGAUGUGCAUAUAACAGUAAAUAAUGAAUAAAUAAUAAAUAGUAUAUAAAUUAAGUUAGCCUGCUCUCCAUGGAUGCCGAGUGUAUAUUAUUCGAAGAAUUCUGUGCAGCCAGAUUUAAAACUGUGUAUGGAUUCUGCUUGCCAAAGAGUCGAAGGCAAACCGGUCCAUAAGACUGCUCGGCUAUAACGACAACUAUAUUUAAGAUAAUUGGUGUGGGGGAGAGGGACAUCAAAUUUAUUAGAGGAAUCUCUUAGGAAAUAAUUCGAUUACUUUCAAGCGUUUAAUUGGUCUAAAAAAUAAUAACUUUGUUGAAAUUCACAUAUCCCAAGGACUAGAUGGUUGUUUUUCUCUCUGUCCCAUUCAUCUGUCUUGUUAUUGCGUCAUGUAAACCGUUCCGAAGUCCAAUGUGUCCGUACAAAACCUCACUUGCUAGCUUUUUUCCUUUGCAUACUCAAUACGUUCCAUACAAACAGCAUUGCGAACAUAGCAAAAGUAUACUUCAGUUCCGCUGUCGGUUGAAAUUUGAAGUCUACUUCCCAUUAAUUGAAAAGCUUCAAUGAUUCCUUACGUAAACAGCUAUGUUAUUAAACAAGUUACCGCUACUUACUGUGAAUCCCAUUCUCUGAUUCUAUCAUUAAUGGUUACUGUAGCACAUUUUUUGUCAAGGCCAUUUGGAUCUUGAUACAGUUUUCAUUUAUUCACAUCUUAGUCAUUCAUCCUAUUUGCUUCAUUUUUAGUGAAGUUCCUGCCCUUUACAACGCUCUCGACCAAUCACAAGACUGUACGCAGUUUUCCCAGUAUUUAGCGUCACAAGUUCAAGUCACGUGAGUUGGCAACCUUAAUUCUUUAGAAUUAUGUUUUAUGCUUAAAAAUGACUUGAAAAAGUGAAUGAACCAAGAGAGAAAACUGAACAGGGUUCGCGCGUUUCAUGUCUUCGUCACGGUGAACUAAAGAAUUUCCGACUAGUUAGGCCUGCAAAUCGAAGUCGGGCAUCGAACAGCGGCCGACUGAACUAAGCCAUGUCUGACGGAAUCCUAAACGUCCUUUCUUUUGUUAAACGACUAUUUGGCUUUAUAGAUAAAGUUUUUUAAUCAUGUGUUGCCUGACCGCAUUUUUGUUUUAACCGACCAAAAUGUGACUUAUUCUCAGCAAAAAAUGUCCUUUCGGAAAAAAAAACAUUCUUUUUCGGCCUCGGAAUCUUGUUAAAAUAUCGUUUGCUGUAUCAUCAGGAACUAAAGCAGUUCUGUUUUUUAUAGUCCAGACACCACCCCGUCAAGUACUCCAGGUAAGAUGAUUAUUUUUUUUACUUUCCUGGAAAAACGUUCAUUGUUACCUUUCGGACGGGUCUUGUAAGAAAUUGUAUCUUCUCUCUCGCCUUUUCUUGUAGAAGGAGAAAAAGAUCCUCCUCUGGAACGUAACAAAGGAAAUGAGCAGCUCACAGAGAAACAAGUGAUGGAAAUUGAGGUUAUCUCUGUUGCGGAGACAAACGAAACAGAAAUCCUUGACCAAAGCGAAAAUGAAAUCGUUGAACAAAAGGACCAUGCGGCGGAAAACGAGCCUGACCACGAAGAAGAGGGUGGGAAAAUUGAGGAGAGUGAUAAGGAAGUCGUUGAGAUAAUGAUGGCAGAUAGCGAGGAAAAGGAUAGCGGAUUGGCCGGAGGAAAAGUUGGUGUUUUAAGUGAAAAAACGCUAGAAGUAAAUGAAGAUGUAACGAUUGCUGAAAGUGAACCGCUGACUGGCGACGACGACGAGUGUGAGGUGACGUCACCAGAUAUCAUACCGUCGUCGCAGACACCAAGUUGUGAGUCUUCGUUCCAGUCUCUCAGAAGAGUCUCCAUUCCGCUGGUGUCUGUUUUGCCCAGUUCACUUGAUUCACUGGGAAACAAAGCGAAUGUUGUGCAAAAGGAUUCUGAAGAUGUCGUAGCUGAGGCAGAUUAUAAGGAAGAAAAAUGGGCAAGUGAAAUGAAUACAGAAGCGGACAUUUCUGAGAGAAAUGAUAACGACAGGUGUGGAUCGCCCGAAAAAACACUUGAGCCAGAUAAGUCUAAACUUGCAAAAAUAGUUUCGCCGGUUGCAGGAAGAACAAGGCGAAAACUGCAGCAGAAAACUGAAGGAGACAAGACUCCUUUGCGCGUGAAAAAUUCUGCAAAGACCGUAGAUGAAGAAGUCAGCGCAAUGACCCACGAAGACAAAGAACAUGACGAGAUAAUCCUCGAAAAGUCCAUUGUGAAAUCCGCUGAACCAGUGCUCGCGGGCGUAUCAAGAGAAGCAACCUCGUCACCAAUCCCCAAGUUCCUACGUCCCUUUGCAGCAGGGGGGAGUCCAUGUCGCGUUAAUUUGCGAGGGCGAAACUCACCAGGCGUUUCACCAACAACUGGGAUUUUGAAGAGGUGGCCUGGGAACAAGCAGGCUGUAGACUCUCCCUCCCCUCCCGGAAAGGUAAUUUUCGCGUCUUUAUUUUGCGCACAGCCCUCCAGAUACAACCCACAAUAUUUUGAUUCUCCCGGAGUCAAUAGGGGGCUGUCUACAUGGAGGCACCAGGAAGAUCCUAAAAGGCGGAUCAUCCCAGCACCAUAUGUUUUUUGGCAUUCAGUUUACAUGCAAAGAGUUGUACUCGUCUCUAGCGCUAGGAUCUUCCAAGUACUAGGAUCUUCUAGCUGAGAGGUAGGAAGAUCCUAACACCAUGUUAACUGCUUUCGCUGGGAAGUUCUUAGUACCAGGGACAAACCAGACAAAAAUGGUGGCGAAUCGGUGUGUAGGUAAUCACGGCAAUAUAAGCAGAAAAUUUCGUUUGACGUUACCAGUUGUAAAGAGGUGCCUGCUGCUACUGAAAAGUUGUUAUUAACGCUAGCAAAGAGAGCACAAGGGUCAAAAUUACAUGUUUGUUAUUGUCUCUUGCCAUCUUUUAAAAUAACUUACCCAGUUGAAAUUUCUGCAUGUAAACCCAACGCAAAGCUGUUCCGCCUCCUAGCAUCUUCCUGGUUUUAGGAUCUUCCUCACUCCAUGUAAACAGCCGCUAAAUGCGUGGCCUGGAAACUUAUCUCAUCAACUCAGCUGAUAACGCUAAUUGUGGCUUCUGUUGCAGGUGAGGCGAGUGUCCUUUGCUCUACCCGUGAAAGAUGACGACAGCUGCGAAGACUCCCAAGCGACAUGUUCAGAAACAACGACAACUGCCUCACAGCUGAAGACAUCGAGCUCCUCUCCUUUUACAGCAGUGAAACAGGUAGUCAAUCUUAUCGAUAUACCGUAAAAUUCCGAAAAUAAGCCCCGGGGCUUAUAUUUUUCAAAGGCCCCUUUGGAGGGGCUUAUCUACGGAGGGAAACUUGCGUUUCAAACUCGAUUGGGCUAGCCUUAUAGUUGGAAGUAAAUUUACCGUUUUUGCUUUGUUUUACUUUGCAUUUGAGGGAAAUUUGCCAAGUACAAGCGCCCGGGGGGGCUUAUAUUUGGAGGGGCGACUUAACGGAGGGUUUUCUGUGUUACCGGUUUGGGGGGCUUAUAUUUGGAGGUGCUUAUACAUGGAGGGGCUUAUUUUCGGAAUUUUACGGUAGGUAAAAAUGUGAACUCCUCGGCCGAGUUGUUAGAAAGAUGAUCAGCGGUUAGUUACCAUGAAAACUCAAGUAGCCCGCGCGUGAACCAUCGUCAUUUUGGCGAUUUUACAGAGAAUAUCGUAGUGGCGGAAAUGAGUUACCGAUUGUUGCACGUAUUAUCAUUUUGCAAUCAGGAGAGGCUGUUUUUGUUUAUAUUCAAGAUAGAGGUUUCAGUAGUUUUACAGACAACAUGAAAAGACUAUCAGUUAAUUAAGUACCUUGAACUGGUCGGGACUUUCGAGAAACUCUGAAUGGAUAUUACCAAGCUCUGUUGCCAGCCCUUCUGCUUUUCAUGUGCAAAACAUGGUUUCCUCAUGGUAUCAAGCCCAUGAUCAUGUUCGUUAGGGAGCUUAAGCAACGACUACGGCGACGGCAAAGAGAACAGGAAAAAAGCAAUAGGUUUAUAUUAGCAAAACAACAACUUUGCACGUGCAUCACGCUUUUGUACAUUUCUUAGCCGUCGUUGCAGGUGCAACGUGUGAAAGUGCCUAAUUUCACGUUUUGUCGAGGACGGGAACACAAGGCAACAACUUUCUUUUUGUUUUCCUGAACUUUGAUACAGUCCUGUAGAAUUCAACUCCAAAAAAUUGCCAACAUUUGUACGAAUUAAACGAGAUGGAAUAAGCGCGCUAAAGUUUGAGGUAGCGCGAAUUCACUUUUUAAGUGACGUUCUCAUAGCGGUCGCCGUCCUUGUUGCUUAAGCUCCCUAGUAACACGUGAAAGUGGAAAAGUUUGGGACAAAACAAGAUCACCUAUUCAAUGGCCAGGGUAAUGAGCGCAUGGUGGAAGGGGAGACACACAUUUUGGGAUGUAAUUUCUUUGCUUAGGAGGCUCGACCAAACUUGGUGGACUGACAGUUGAUGUAACUUUAUCAUUUUAGCGACGACCAGUUCCUAUAAAUAGUGACCAGUCCACUCAGGACGUGACACAUUGCGUGUACCCGGAUCUAGUGUCGUGCACAGUGCCUGUAGAGCAGAUCCUUCCCAGCAUCCUCACCAUGUCUUGGUCACGCGGUAUGGGUCAUCUGGUUCGUGCGCAGAAUAUUCACACCAUCGGAAACUUGUCAGCUCUGAAAGAAGAACAGGUAUUGUGAGGUUUUGAUUGGGAGGAGUGCCAUCCCCGCCAGAGGGGAGGCGUACUCCCCACAAUGUCUAAUACGGUGGGCUUCGCCCAAAAGGGGUACCUUUUUCAGGCUUCUGGUGUAUAAAAGGGCAGGGAUUUCACUAGUUUCAAAAUAUGAAAGGGUAAGGAAAUCUGUCAUUUCGGUCUGUAAAAAGGCCCAAAAGGGCUAACAGAUUUUUUUUUUCUUUGGAACGCAAGACUCGAACUUUUAUUUAAUGCUCCACAGCGCUACAAUACUAAUGUUACAUGGCGUUGCACAACAUUGCAUUACAAUAUAUUACAAAUGCGUUACGUUACACUACAUUACACUAUAAACUUUAACAGUAAAAUAACUAUCCAAAAAAAAAAAUCUGUUCGCCCUUUUUACGGCUGUGAGAAACUCGAGAAAACACAUAAAAAACAGUGCAUUCACAGCUGAGCAGUUAAAACGGAUGAAAAGUUCUAAAUUAGGUGUGUGAAAGAGGUACCAUUUGUCAAUAGAAGGUAUACGAAAGAGGUACCGUUUCUGUCAAAAAUGGUAUAUACAACGGGACUCGAAAAUAACGCUCGCAAACUCGGAAAAUGCGAAUGAUAUUGAUAAUCUGCGAGUGAGAAAAAUAUCCAUUAGCAAACGUUUGCGAGUUAGAAUCAUCCAUGUCUCCCAAACAAAGGGAAAGAAUUUGCUAGUGGUCUAGCCAGUUGGCUAGUGCAAACAAUUCUUACUAGCAAAACUUUGCAAGUGCGCUAAAAAGUUAACUUCGAGCCCUGUACAAGGGUACGGGGUUGGACCUCUUGAUGGAGUCUCCCCGAAUAAAAUUUUGUUGAAUACCCCCCCGGGUCUCCACCCCGCAGCCUUUGAUAAUUUAAGUUGGUGCUCUUCUACCCUGAACUGGUCCUCCACGUACUGGAAAUGAAAGCGUUGACAAUUUCAUUCUACCCUGCUUUGCUCGACAGGUUUUGUAAGUCAUGUUGAGAAAGUAUUAAACUUGUGGUCUGACAGGGAAAUUUAGAAUUGAAAGAGUUGUGUUUUUCCUACAGGUGAAAAACUUGCCGAUUAAAUCGCCUAAGGUGCCAACACUGAAGAAAGCGCUUCAAAGGUUUCAUCAAACGCGUGGGAAGAAUUCCAAGACACUCGUGACAAAGUUGGUAGACGCUUCGCUUAAAGAUGAUACAGAGCCCAAAGAAGGUGAGGCAUAUUGCGUAUUCUAGUCCAAGGAACACGCGGUCAAACAGGGAAGCUCGAAGCCGCGGCUGCAUUUGCUUCCGGUUUGCGUUCACACGAAAACAUAUAGUGUAAUUAACGAAGUUGAACUGAGCCUUACAGUUACCAUAGACAUAUAGUUGACGCAAAAAGGUCAACUUUCCAGAAACGAUGCUAUCUUAUCUCAUUUUUCUGGAGGUGUGAUAGAUAUCAUGCUUUAAUAUCAACGAACCAUUCAGUUUUAUAGUUCUAGUUAAUGCCUUGCAUUUAUUGCCUCAACAGUUGCCAUUGCUUAAUUCUCCCCCCCCCUCCCCAAAGAGAGAGUUACGUGAGAAGGGUAUUUGGUUCUAACUUUAAAUCAGGGUAAAGUUUGAGUUUUGUCGAUGAAACCUUGAGGCUAGACCAUUGAAAUGAAAACUUCGGAGCAGUACUUUUGUUUCAAAUACCACUACCACAAUUUAAAUUUCACAGUUUCUAUAGAUGCGUAGUCGAAUUUUACACACGAUUCCUUUGAAGACCAUGUAAAAGUGAUACGAUUUCGUGUAUAAAUAAAGAUUGAUGAUGAUGACUUAGUUUGUUUACAGAUAACAAAAAGUAUGCUUUGUUGAAUGUACCAGCAAAUUGUAGAAAAAACGCUGUUAACUGAAGUAUAAACUCCAAUGUUUCGGUAAUGCUGUCUUUAUCAGCGAAAAAAGAUUGAAAUAUGUUUUCAAAUGGUCGGAAAAAACAACUCGUAGUUACAAUUCUUUGAAAGAAAUUAACGUUAUUAAUAAGCGUUUAUAUAUCUGCAAGGGAAAGGUACAAAGAAACCAAAUGAAUUAAUAAAUUAUAAUAAUUAAACUAAUAAUAAAAAUAGGAACAAUGUAAUUAAAAGGAAAGAGCAAGCUCAGCUUGUUUUAGCUGCUUGUUCAUUGUUGGAUUCCCCUACCAGAGGUCUGCGGCUCCCUUUAACUCUCCCUAAGAUCAAAAUUUGAAUUCUCAUUUGUUGCCCCUAUUCGUUUCCUAAAGAAGUAGUGGGGAGAAGUUAAUAAAAUAUCAGUCAUAUUCAUGUCCGUAAUUCUCAUGACCACUCUGUUUUACAAAGCUUUGAUAUCACAAGGAGAAAUUUGAUGCAAAUCAUUCUUAGGGCUUAAAGGAUUAACAACAACUUGUGUGUAUAGAUAUGUUUUCCUGUUGAAGACAGCAUUGCCGGAACGUCGUAGUGUUUACUUCACGUAGUGUAUUGACAGAUAACACCACUAAAUUCAAACUUUAUCUUUGUUGUAGCAGGGACUGUCACCUCCACUGAGUACUCCACUAUCACCUCCACUCCUCUUGAAAACGAAACUGGUGUUGGAGAUAACUCAGAAAGAGUGGAGGAUUCUGUUGGUGAGAAAAUGGAACCGGCGGUCAGUGUAGAGAAAGAGUCAGAUAUGAUGGAGGAGCAAAGUAAAUCAGAUGAGAAAAACAAGUCUUGCGACUCUGAGAAUGUAAGAUUUGUAGAAGAUGAAAGCGUCGCAUCUGGUAAAGAGUUGGAGUUGAACGAAAUGGAUGCAGAUAACAACGAUGAAAAUGUUGACUUUUCUGCCAAGUUUUAUCCCGUUGUAAGAGAACCAGCUGAUCAAGUGAACAAGGUUUCAGAUAUGGGAGAGUCACUCACUCCGCCACUUUCCACGCAUGACCCUAGCGGUGUCGAGGUAACCGCUGACAUGUCCACCCCACAGAGGGAUACACACGCUCUACCGACGAAACUCUUUUUGCGCGAAAGAAUAGAAAGAGACGAAGUGCUUUCUAUUGAUGAAGAACAAGAAGAUGGAGGAGAAUGCGAGGUGCCUCAGAAAGGCCACGAGGAGUCAAGACAAAACGAACUUUUCACUACAGCAUUGCCUGUUCAAAUCACUUGCGAUCAAACUGCGGAAGUAGGCGCUGCAGUCGCCGCAUGCUCAGAAGAGAACUGUCGAGAUAGGGACAAGUUUUGUGAUUGUUUACGUUCGUUGAAAGAUCUUGCGUCACCGGAAGUCUUAGGUGAUUUGUCAAGUGAAGAGAUUUUCGAAGCGCAUCAAAAUCUGACUGAAGUGAUGUCAGUUGUUGUGCAAGCAUUGAGAGGACGGUGGCAGUCACCGCGGGCGCAGAAAUAA
This is a messenger RNA of Porites lobata, 41603 nucleotides long. Lineage: Eukaryota; Metazoa; Cnidaria; Anthozoa; Scleractinia; Poritidae. The record is from the annotation of a GenBank genome assembly.